Messenger RNA from Mauremys mutica (yellowpond turtle), 1943 nucleotides. RefSeq lists its product as uncharacterized. Lineage: Eukaryota; Metazoa; Chordata; Testudines; Geoemydidae. The coding region runs from base 87 to 1361 and encodes 424 amino acids. Gene Ontology annotation, cellular component: canonical inflammasome complex. The transcript has 6 exons. The record is from RefSeq and is a predicted model, not a curated record.
UUCCUUCUGCGCCCAGGGAACCUGCCAGUGAAGAUGCAGAGAAAUCGCUCCAGGGCUGAUUGAGAACAGAGCUGGUGCGAGUGGCCAUGGAGGUCCUGAGGGCCAGGGGCAAGAAGGGCCUGGGAGACAAACUACUCCAGAGGGCAAGGACAGAGGAAAAGGCAGUGCCUCCCAGACGCAAACUGGCCACACUGACCCCGGAGAAGCCAACGCAGGAGAGGCUGUCCCGAGCUGUGCUGGAAAACCCUGGCUUCUCCCCAAUUGGACUUAUUUUGAUCUCUUCUACAUUUACAUUUAUUCCAAUCUACUCGCUGGUGCUGCUGUAUUGGGCAUUCGGGGCCGCAGACAGAACUCUCCACCUCUACCUGAUCCCCAAGAACCGUUCAGUAGAAAAGGCAACUGAAGAACAUGAGAAAUACCAGUCAAUUUCUGUGGACAAGCCGCCUCACUUUGGAACUCGUCAUGGUGUGCCAGGUGUACCGGAUGCCGCGAUAAAUCCAUCGGAUUUGAAAUUUACCUACAUAGGGCCUGAGAGCCGGAAGCCCUACACCAGGGACAUGGAAGAACGAAUGCAGCUCAGCUUGACAAAGCAAAAAUACUGCACAGGUGAUAGAGAAAGUGGACCUCUCCGGAUUGCCUCUCUGAGAGCAGGCACAAGCACAGGGAAAACAACACAAGAUCUCCUGGUAAACAGCUUGGAUGACUUGGGAGAGAGCGAGUUGAAGAACUUCAAGCGCAAACUGACUGACAUUGCUCUGAAGGAGGGAUACAACCACAUCCCUAAAGGGAAACUGGAGAAUGCAACAUCUCUAGAGAUCACUGACCUCUUGAUUGGACACUACACAAUGGAUUAUGCGCUGGAGGUGACCACAACAGUGCUGGAAGCCAUCAACCAGAAAGACCUGGCAAGGAGAUUAAGAAGCAUAACAAGGACUGGCACACGCACAGGGAAAACAACACGAGAUCUCCUGGUCAACACCUUGGAUGACUUGGGGGAGAGCGAGUUGAAGAACUUCAAGCGCAAACUGACUGACAUUGAUCUGAAGGAGGGAUACGACCACAUCCCUAAAGGGAAACUGGAGAAUGCAAUGUCUCUAGAGAUCACUGACCUCUUGAUCAGAUACUACACAAUGGAUUAUGCGCUGGAGGUGACCACAACAGUGCUGGAAGCCAUCAACCGGAAAGACCUGGCAAGGAGAUUAAGAAGCGUAACAAGGACUGGUCAGGAAUCAGCCUGGCUGUGCCUCCCUGUACCUCUAGGUGUUAUUCACAAAUACCCAUAUUCACCACUGCUAUAUAAUUACGAUAAGUUUUGUACAAUGCAUGUCUUGCAAAAUAUUUUAAAAGUCUUGCUCUCUUGAACAUUAAUAUCCUGUUGGAUUGUGUAUGUUCUCAUGUGAUGUGAAGUUUUGCUAUGUGUCUGUUACUGAAAUAUAUUGUGAGGUUGGGAACACCCCAACCAGCCUUUCAGGUACAACAGUGGAGAAGCCAGACAGUGGUUAAUGAUUCAUCCACACCUAUCAAGGAAAGUGCGCCCGCGUACUGGCCGAUUUUCGGCGGUAUUUCAGCGGCAACACCUAUUGACAUUGCUGCUUGUCGGUGGAAUUUCGGCGGAUCGUCCACCGCCAUGGUCCUCCGUGCUCGUUGUCUGGCACCUGCCCGACGAAAAAGGUUGGGGACCACUGGUCUAGAGGCCAAAGACGUUGAACUGGGGAAGGGUGGUCUCAGGCUGGAAAAGAGUCCCAGCCUGUGUAUUGAGGAUCUGUGACCUGUUUGUACCAUCCUUCAGGGUGAGACACUGCUUGAUUCAAAUCCUAUUUAGUUUGUAGAACUCAGAGUGUGAAUAUCUUUUUAUUUCUUAAGUAACCAACUUUGAUCAUUACACUUGCUACUUAUAAUCACUUAAAAUCUACCCUUUUGUAAUCAAUAAACCUGUUUUAUAU